Messenger RNA from Achroia grisella, 1251 nucleotides. RefSeq lists its product as uncharacterized. The transcript is spliced from 2 exons. The coding region runs from base 7 to 1251 and encodes 414 amino acids. The record is from RefSeq and is a predicted model, not a curated record. Lineage: Eukaryota; Metazoa; Arthropoda; Insecta; Lepidoptera; Pyralidae.
UCUGUUAUGACGAUUGGAACCAUGGAGAAAGAUAAGCCGAUAAUCAGGAGACCCGACGUCCUCAAAAAAUUUAGCGCCGAGGGUAUACAGAUGAUCGAACGAGGUCUCCUAAACGAGCUGCCCGACAAACUGAAACCACAACAAUUUAUACCCAGAGCGGCGGCUUAUCUCGAGCCUAAAAGCAAUACUACUUCAAAACAUUCGGCUGUACAGAAAUAUGAAAAACAAUCUAUGUUUAUCUCGUGUUUAUCGCCAAGAAGAGAUACCGUUGAAGAUACGCCGGUGUCAGACGAUGAUAGGUUAUCGCCUCUCAAGAAAACUGUCAGUUUCCGCGAGAAAAUGUCGCUUACGAAUCUCUUCAGUAAAGACAAAGAAAAGUUAAAAUCCGCACCGAAGGUAGAAACAAUAGUGGAGGAAGACAAAAUUAAAGCAGCCAAUUUAGAGAAAGCAUCCACAAUGGACCGCGAUAGUAAAAUGAAGAAACGCUUUUGGUUUUUUAGACAUAAAGAUAUCUCUGACAGUAAAGAGAAACGACUUCCGAACAGGCCAGUUUAUGUGCGAAGUAAAAGUUUCGAAUCUAUGCCCAGACUAUCCGUUGAAGAUUAUGAUAGGGUAGAACCUAGCCAAACAUUACCUAGGGUUGGUCAAUCUUUUGUGUAUGGCAGCACAGAUGUAUUGAGUAAAUAUACCGACCACGAUUUUGAUGAUGACGACGGAGUGUUCCUUAAACCAAUAAAAGAAAGUGCCAGUUUACAGUCAUCGUACACCAACUCUAGUGUAUCGACCGGCACCUCCAGAUCCAGCGGUAUAAACAUGAAUAUACUCCAGAGUGAAUCAGUAGCAAAUAUCUUCAAAGAAUUUGACAGAACGGUGGAAAUGUUCAGUGAAAACUACUUAAGUGAUAGUGAACCGUAUACCAAGUGGCAGAAAGAGUGGUCUUUGCAGGAUAAGAGAAAGAGUUUAUCGCACAGUGAAAUUCCCUCUCCAAAGAUAGUGCAAAUAAAGAAAGUGAACGACUUGAGUGGUGAUUUCAAGAGGGAGUUAACGAGUAGGCUGAAUUGUAGAAGUGACAGUGGCAUAGGUUGUCGGAUGGCUCGAAGAGGAUCUGUAACGGAUUGGUUUGUGCUGGAAGAGUCGGGUAAGGCAGUCGUGGCGGCUCCUUCAGAUCGAUACAGAAGAGCUCAGAAGAAGCCAAUUAACAGAGUGAGAAGGAUUAGCUCUACUAAAUAUCUAAACCAACAUCUUAUGUGA